CGCAGCCCCGGCCCCGGCCUGCUGCAGCCUGUGACAGACCCCGCGGCUCUGACGCAGCUGAUCCCCCGGCGCCACCGUGUCCUGCCUGCCCGCCGAGGUGUCGCGGGGGGGAGGGCUGCGGGGACGGGGCUGGGGCGGUUGGUGCCGGCAGGGCCGAGCUGAGGAAAGGUCCGGGCAGCGCAGGGAGGUGCCGAGGGAGGAAGCCCCCGCCUUGAGGAAGUCUUGCCUUGCUCCCAAUCUUGAAUCCGGGUCUGAGGGGCCUGAAGGCAGGAGGCAUUUGCCUGGUCACCCUCCCUCUCAGUGCAGUUCUUGCCGCAGGACAAGCUGUGCUGUGCUGUGGACAUCACUUGCCACUCCUUUGGGGGUGGUAUUUGGAUCCUGGCUUCCUUGGUUAGAAAAUAAGUUGAGAGAGUAGGAGGGGCCAUUUCCUCGUGUGGGCUGUUGACUUUUUUUGUUGUUGACAUUCAGUGAAUAAAUCCAAGGAGUGAUGGGUUUGCUGUUUGUUUUUAUGGUAAAACAUUGGGUGCAGAAACUGACCUAUAGUAAGAUACUUGCAUUCAUCUCGGUGGAAGCCGACUUACCCACUUGUAAAGGUGGCUAUAACAAUGGAAAAUAUAGAAAUCUUAACUUGGGCAGUUAUUAAUUCAUCUCUUAAGAUUGGUUCAGGCCUAAAACUUUAGGGAUAUCUCCCCCCCCACCCCCUUUCACAGGGCGGGGCAGAGAAGAUUUUAAUACAUGGAAGAACUGGCUGUAAAUUACGAUGACUGUUUUGAUUGUCAAAUCUUAAAAGUAAAAGCAAUAUGUUAAGUGUGUGCUGUAAGUGAAACUUCAUGCUUUUUAGCUGUAACGAAAGGUUUAAUUAGCAACUAAGGCUUGUCUCUUAGAUAUAUCUAACUGUAAUGACUAUUUCGCAUAAUUUUCUAUUGGAAAGCUGCAAACUUCUGAGGUAUACAUGUUACACCUUUCAAAGAAAUGUUCACUUGUUUCAUGAGGAAAACUUUAAUUUUUGCCUUACAGAUCAAACAAUAGAACUAGACCAUGCAAAACAACACUGGGUUUAUCUGUCCCAUAAAUCUCGGGGUCUGAGGAUUCGACUGAGCACUGUUCCUGCUCUGUGGUGCUUGGGUCUGAUGACUCUUAGCACCCGGGACCGCACCAUCCAGCCAUCCAGUUAGACCUAUGAAGCAGUGCAUUAGUCAUCCCAAGUCCCCAGUUCCUUCAUUACACUCGUCUCAGUGCUCCCUUCACUCUGGAACUACGGUUUAUAUUUUAAACCUUCAAAGGAGAUGCUGAAGAACAAUAGAAAAAUAGGAAAUGGAUAUUAAUAUACUAGCUGUCAAGCUGCUUGGCUGAGAUUUUAUGAAAACAUUCUAACCAUAGGCUGUAAUGAACACUUUUAAGAAGAGUAUGCACCGUGGAGAUGUCAGAUAAUGGCAGUAUCCUCACUCCUUACUAAGGUAGUAGGAGAAAUACAAGGUGAAGAAAUGAGCCGUCAGACUGCUACAGCACUCCCGACAGGUACUUCAAAGUGUACGCCAUCACAGAGGGUGCCUGCAUUAACUGGCACUACAGCUUCCAACAAUGACUUGGCUAGUCUUUUUGAGUGUCCUGUGUGUUUUGACUAUGUGCUGCCACCUAUUCUUCAGUGUCAGAGUGGCCAUCUUGUUUGUAGCAACUGUCGACCCAAGCUCACAUGCUGUCCGACUUGCCGAGGCCCACUGGGCUCCAUUCGCAACUUGGCUAUGGAAAAAGUUGCCAACUCUGUACUCUUCCCAUGUAAAUAUGCCUCUUCAGGAUGUGAGAUAACCUUGCCCCACACAGAAAAAGCAGACCAUGAGGAGCUGUGUGAGUUUAGGCCUUAUUCAUGUCCAUGUCCUGGUGCUUCAUGUAAAUGGCAAGGUUCUCUGGAUGCUGUAAUGCCACAUCUAAUGCAUCAACAUAAGUCAAUAACAACAUUACAGGGAGAAGAUAUAGUUUUCCUUGCUACAGACAUUAAUCUGCCUGGUGCUGUCGACUGGGUUAUGAUGCAGUCUUGUUUUGGCUUUCAUUUCAUGUUAGUGCUGGAGAAACAGGAAAAAUAUGAUGGUCACCAGCAGUUCUUUGCAAUUGUACAGCUGAUAGGAACACGCAAGCAAGCAGAAAAUUUUGCUUAUCGACUUGAGCUUAACGGUCAUAGGCGGCGAUUGACUUGGGAAGCAACUCCUCGCUCUAUUCAUGAGGGAAUUGCAACAGCCAUUAUGAACAGUGACUGUCUAGUCUUUGACACCAGCAUUGCACAGCUUUUUGCAGAAAAUGGCAAUUUAGGCAUCAAUGUAACUAUAUCAAUGUGUUGAAAUGGCAAUCAGGCAUUUCCAGGCCAGUGUUUUAAAACCAUUGCAUUUAAUUUUUGCAGAACCUAGGGUAACCAUCUGACUGCCAGACAAAUUAUUUGGUAGAUGGAGGCUAGACAUACAUGAAGGUAAUAAGAGGAAAGGCUGUAAAAUUACAGGAAGCAGUUGCAUGUAGUAACACUAAUAUAUUUAAAAUAAGUCAACAGUAAACCACUGAAAUAUAUAUACACCCAAAAUGGGCAUCUUUUGUAUUAAGAAUUGAUUCUACAGGAAAUGUUGUAAAAUAAUUCUAAAAACUUGUUUGUAGAUUGAUUGUACUGUUGAAAAGGAUACUGUUUCGUGUUUUUGUGGGUUUUUUGUUUUGUUUUUUUGUUUUUUUCUUUUGACUGACAAGCCAUGUUGAGCGGUCUGGUCUCUGGCCGCUGCUUUUUUUCCCCCUUUGUAAGUCACUACAUAGUAUUGCUGCUGUUUGUGUAUAUUUUUUGUGUAUUUGCUAAUUUUUAUUAACUUCUAGUUUUUCAUUAAAUAAAUAUGACUUUCUUUUCUGUAAUUCAGGUUUUUCUCUUUUUUUUGUACCUUUUAAAAUUAAUUACAGGUGUCUUAUUUGAUAUGCAUAAUUGCUUAUGGUAAAAAUUAUAAUUCUGUAUAUUUGGUAAAUUUUGUCUCUUUCCAGUAGUCCAUUCAUUGGUAAUACUGUUCUUAAUUGAGCUAUUUUGUGAAUGUAUUAAAUGCUAAACUAGUAAGUAUGUUGGAAGAAGUACCAGGAAAAAAAAGCUCCUUUAAAAACAGGUCUAGAUUUUUUUUUUUUUGGAUUUACACUUCCAAACAAAGUAAAGAAUUAUUAGGGGAACAUUUAAAAAAAAUGAAAAUUCAGGCACAGUUUCAGAUUUAGAGAAAUGUAGAGACUCAAUCUCAUCCUUGUAUUUAUUGUUUUUGCAGUACAAAGAAGGCAUUGUCUUAUGCAGUAUUUGUAACUCUAAAAACAGGCCAUUUGCUUAAAGGCAGUAUCAGAAUAAGAUGUUCUUGGUCUUUUAUAAUUGUCAUUAAACGAAUACCUGGCAAAUUAAAAA
This is a messenger RNA of Alligator sinensis (Chinese alligator), 3400 nucleotides long. RefSeq names its product siah E3 ubiquitin protein ligase 1 (gene SIAH1). Gene Ontology annotation, biological process: multicellular organism development; proteasome-mediated ubiquitin-dependent protein catabolic process. The coding region runs from base 1431 to 2333 and encodes 300 amino acids. The transcript has 4 exons. NCBI's taxonomy places the organism in Eukaryota, Metazoa, Chordata, Crocodylia, Alligatoridae. Gene Ontology annotation, molecular function: zinc ion binding; ubiquitin protein ligase activity; ubiquitin conjugating enzyme binding. The record is from RefSeq and is a predicted model, not a curated record. Gene Ontology annotation, cellular component: cytoplasm.